Cotesia glomerata is the source of this 2129-nucleotide messenger RNA. RefSeq lists its product as uncharacterized. The coding region runs from base 395 to 1576 and encodes 393 amino acids. The record is from RefSeq and is a predicted model, not a curated record. The transcript is spliced from 4 exons. Lineage: Eukaryota; Metazoa; Arthropoda; Insecta; Hymenoptera; Braconidae.
UUUAGCUUUAUUUUUCUAUAAUCAUAAAGUACAAAAGUUUAGUGUUAAAGUACAUAAACAAAGUGCUUUAUUUACUGUGACCGAGGUUCAAGAACAAUGGAAAAAGGCUCAAAUUCCUACUUGUGAGACUUUAAAUGCCAUCAAUAAGUUAUUGAGAAUGUUCAAAAAGUGGCAAAGUUUGCAGCGUAGUUAUAAACGGAGACAAUCAUUCACGCAAAUCAAAAAUGAAACUGUUUUUAAGAAUAAGUUGAAGGAGUUAUUUGAUAUUGCUCACACAAAAGCAGCCAAAACCUUAAGUAAAGAGGGAUAUGAAUUUUUGCUAGCCCAGAGAUCAUCAGGUCGGCGUGGAUUUAUUGAUAAUUUUCCAUAAAAACCUCUAACAUAAGAAGAACUGAUGGAGGUAGAUGAAGAAAAUUCGGAUGAACUGGUUGACAAUAGUACCAUCACUCCAAGCCAAGAUAGUAACACUACUUCAAGCCAAGGUACACUAACAACAUCACAAUCAACGAUAAGUCAUGUUUCAAAUUUCGAAGAUGAAUUAUCUCUGCCAAAAGUGACUUCAAAAAUGUCUAUAAUGACACCUGAACUUGUUGCUGCAUUAGAUCGCGGAAAUGUAAGCAGUAGAAAUGCUACUUAUAUCAUAGCUGCAACUUUAAAGAUUGUUGGAUAUGAUCUUAAUGAUGUUAAUUUAAGCUACAGUACUAUUCGACGGGCACAUAUAUCUCUAAGAGAAGGUAUAGCUAGAGAACUAAAGGAACAAUUGAAAUUGGAUGAUAAUUACGUUGUUCAUUGGGACGGGAAACUUUUAAGUGAUAUAGUUAGGUCUGAUACCGUUGAUAGGCUGCCUAUUGUUUUAUCAUCAUCUGGUGAAGAACAAUUAUUAGGAGUUCCAAAAAUAAAUUCUGGGACUGGAAUAGAACAAGCAACAGCUGUACAUUCGACUCUAGAUCAGUGGGGUGUUAGUCGAUAUGUUAAAGCAGUGUGCUUUGAUACUGCAGUUACUAACACAGGUAUUUAUCACGGCGCAGGUGUUGAAUUAGAGAAAGCUUUAGGUCGGGAACUUAUUUGGUUACCAUGUCGUCACCACAUGUUUGAAAUUAUUUUAAAAAACGUUUUUGAAGUACAUUGGCCUAAACAAACAGGCCCGAACGUGCCAAUCUUCAAUCGAUUCAAAGGUUUUCGGAACAAAAUUGAUAAAUCAAAAUUCAAAGCGGGUAUAGAAGAUACCGCUGUUGAUCAAGCUUUGUCAGACAUCACUGAUGAAAUUUUAGGAUUCAUUGGAGAAUAUUUGCAGAAAUAUCAUCCAAGGAGUGACUACAGAGAAUUUUUGGAGCUGUCAUCAGUUUUCUUAGGAGUUGUUCCAAAAGAAAAUUUUUCGUUCAAAAGUCCAGGAGCUAUGAGUCAUGCUCGUUGGAUGUCCAAAGCAAUAUAUUGUUUAAAAAUAUUCAUUUUUCGGGAAGAAUUCAAACUCACAACUUAUGAGAUAAAUAGCCUCCGAGAAAUAUGCGUUUAUCAUCACAAAUUAUAUAACAGCGUGGUUUACUUCGACUUCAGCGACUUUGGCCGCACAACAUGAUUUAAUUUUCAUGCAGAAAUUAAUUCGAUACAAAGCAGUAAAUUUGGCAAUAUCAACUGCAACUACUGAAAAAAUGAAGAAUCACCUAUGGUAUGUACCUGAAAAAUUAGCCGUUAUAUCUUUAUUUGAUGGAUGUGUACAAAAUGAAGUGAAAGAACAAAUUAUUGUUAAUUUGAAGAAUCGAGAUGGUUUUAUGCGAAAGCCAAAAAAUUGGAGAUGAGACAAGAAGACAUUGAAGGAUUUUUGCAGAAAGAUAUGAGUGAUUUUGUAUCAAAAGAUUCUAUGUUCAUUUUUACAGCGUUUAAUUUACCGUAUGAUUUUAUGGAAAGAGAUGUGAAUUUUUGGCCUCUUGAUAAAAGUUAUAAUGAAUGUGUGAAGAUUUUGGAUAAAUUGACUGUGGUUAACGAUGUAGCGGAACGUGGGGUAGCGUUGAUCGAACAUUACAAUAAGUGUUUUACAAAAAAUGAAGAACAAUUGCAAUACUUAUUACUUGUUAUCAGUGAAUAUAGGAAAAAAUUUCCGAAUUGUAAUAAAACUACUCUAAUGUCACAAG